CUCUUCCGAUUGCAGGCGGAAUCAAACGCUAGCUCCACCCACGUUGAGCCACUCCUCGAUCUGCGUGCUGCAUCCAGGGCUGGGUCCGAAGCGUACCCGCCGGUGGAAAAGGGGCAUUAUAAUUCAUAUUCCAUAUACUAUUAAUGUUUGAUAUGAUAUCCUAAUAUGUUUAUAGCACUGAAGCAGUGUUUCAUUGGUAUAUGUCCCUGUAUAUGAAUUAGGAUAUAUCGGUAUUCAGUAUUUCAUACAAAACAUUUUAAAUCGCGUCGCUUUAUGCUUUCCGUAGUUGUUUCCGCACACCCAUGUGCUGUUUACAUCCGCUGAAAGCGAUGGCUUAAAUUCCCUGACAGCCUUUCCCUCCGCAGUAUCUUUUUCGUAGACAUCGUUGUCUAUCAACAACAAUAGGAGAAAUGGCAGACCAUCCACCGUCAGUGGCCAGGGAGGCCGUCCUCAAACCGAGCGCUGAACUCAUCAACAUGCCCAAGAUACGGGGCUAUGACUUCAACAAGGGCUUGGAUCACAGGGCGCUACUUCAAUCCUACUUAACAACUGGGUUCCAGGCCAGCAAUAUGGGCCUUGCUGUCAACGAGAUAAAUAGAAUGAUAGAGAAGCGACUGGAGGUGGAGGAGGUGCAGGAGGUGGGGGAAGGCAGUCAGUCCACUAAUUCCAACCCGUCCGGAUGCACUAUUUUCCUGGGCUACACCUCCAACCUAAUCAGCUCCGGAGUCCGUGAGACCAUCCGCUACCUGGCAGAGCACAGCAUGGUGGAUGUGAUUGUGACAACAGCAGGAGGCAUAGAAGAAGACCUGAUCAAGUGUCUGGGGGACACCUACCUCGGAGACUUUGCCCUGCCUGGCAAGGAGCUCCGCGAGCAGGGGAUCAACAGAAUAGGGAACCUGCUGGUGCCGAACUCCAACUACUGUAAGUUUGAGGACUGGCUGAUGCCCAUCCUGGACCAGAUGGUGCUGGAGCAGGAAACAGAGGGCACACAUUGGACCCCGUCCAAAACAAUCCACCGCUUGGGAAAGGAGAUCAACAACCCAGAGUCUGUCUACUACUGGGCCUACAAGAACAACAUCCCUGUGUUCAGCCCUGCUCUCACGGACGGCUCCCUGGGCGACAUGAUGUACUUUCACUCCUACAAGAAGCCUGGCCUGGUGAUGGACAUCGUGGAAGACAUCCGUAAAAUCAACAGCCUUGCCGUGUACGCCAAGCGCACCGGGAUGAUCAUCUUGGGUGGCGGGCUCGUCAAACAUCACAUCGCCAACGCCAAUCUCAUGAGAAACGGAGCAGAUUUCUCUGUAUACGUCAACACGGGCCAAGAGUUUGACGGCUCCGAUGCCGGGGCCCGUCCCGACGAGGCGGUGUCCUGGGGGAAGAUCAGGGUGGACGCCAAGCCUGUGAAGGUAUACGCAGAUGCCACCAUAGUGUUCCCCCUACUGGUUGCAGAGACCUUUGCUCUCCACGCGGACAAGAUGACAGUCGGCAAGAAAACCGACGAAUGAGAUGCCUUCGGAACAUCUUUCCAGAAAAUCGAUAGUUUGUUAGUUUUAAAAAUGUUGUUUUUGUUUCCCCUUUAGUUAAAGUUCAUGUUCUUUAUUAUUUGUCAAAUACUUGGUAUAAUGGAGCAUGCCAAGGAUGCUUGUACAGUAGUAUAUAAUAACCGGGGAAAUUACAAUUGGAAAAUUACUAUUUUAUUUGUUUAAAAGAAGGCAUUAUGGUUUCCUAUACAUGCGCACGCACACAGACGAACACGGAUAAGCACACGCAUAAGUAACUUCAAACUUUAUAACCUAUGCUAAAAGGAAAUGCCUUGUUGAGGGAGGUUGACGGGUUGUGUGUUUUUAUAUAUUAUUUUUUUUAGUCUGUACUUGGGUUACUCAUUUCUACAAGUAUUUAUUUUAUUUUUGUAGGUUGAUUUUGUGUCUGUAAGCGUACCAAAGACUUAUUCAUUUCAAGUCACUAAUCCAAAUUAUUAUUUUAUAAGUCAAAAAAUAUAAUUUUGACUUAAUGUACAUUAAUGUAUAAUAUGAUUGCUGUAUACAUAUGAUGCCCUUAUGUAUACAUCACUCAUUUUUGGGGGUCAAAUUACCAUCUCUGUAACUAAAUAAACGUUCUUUAAAUGAAACUCA
Molecule: messenger RNA, 2132 nt
Organism: Gadus morhua (Atlantic cod)
Lineage: Eukaryota; Metazoa; Chordata; Actinopteri; Gadiformes; Gadidae
Gene: dhps
Product: deoxyhypusine synthase
Exons: 10
Coding region: 411-1505 (364 amino acids)
Biological process (GO): peptidyl-hypusine biosynthetic process
Cellular component (GO): cytoplasm
Molecular function (GO): deoxyhypusine synthase activity
Source: RefSeq, a predicted model, not a curated record